Messenger RNA from Saccharomycodes ludwigii, 948 nucleotides. RefSeq lists its product as uncharacterized. Bases 1 to 948 code for a protein of 315 amino acids. The record is from RefSeq and is a predicted model, not a curated record. NCBI's taxonomy places the organism in Eukaryota, Fungi, Ascomycota, Saccharomycetes, Saccharomycodales, Saccharomycodaceae. The transcript has a single exon.
AUGAUGCCAGCUAGAAAGGUAAGUCGAAGAUCCCAAACAUCAGAAGAGCAAACUAUUAUUUCCUCCAUUAUAAACGAUGAUAAUGACAGCAAACAAUCCAGUCCUGCUAUUGAUACCCUUAACACCAUUACUACUAAUAGCAGAAGCGUAGAGACCGCUAAAGAGGUUUUAGCUAGAUUAGAAAAAUAUCGAAAAUACAAUAAAAUUGAUGAGAUUGAUGGUAAAACAACAACUACGAUUCAUAAGGAAGCUGACAAAGAGAAAAUUGUCAAAGUUUUUGCUAGAAAAUCAAAACAUACAGGCAUCACUAAGAGAAAGAAAUAUAAUGAUAAAUUUAAAAGACCUCUAUUUCAAGCUAAUAAUUCAACUUCAAUCCGCGAAAUAUCAAAUAUAUCGAAAAUAUCCAGCAACUUACAAAGUUUAAUCCAAAGCAUAAAAACGUCCAGAACUGAAAAUAAUCAAAUACUCAAAUUUAUAAGUGAUCAAUUUAUACCAACUCUUAAUAAAUUGGCUGAUGCAAAACAUGAAAAUUUAUCCUUGGACCAAGAAUCUACAGUUGUCCCAUGGAACUUAGAUGUUAUACACGACAUAUUAAAUGCUAGUGAAAAUAUAUCAGUGAGUAAUAGAUUAACUCAACAUAUAGCAUCAAAUUUAAACGAUAUAGACAUAAGCCACAUAAGUAUGAUACUCGAUAACGAUAAGGGCUUACACACAAAAGAUGUCCAAGACUUACUUAAUAUAACAUAUACUAAAGAACAAAGAGAAAAAGAUGCCAUACUAUUAAAUUUUGCUUUAAGCAAAAAAUUGAACCAAGAUAAGCUCAACAAUAAUUUAAAUACUAAUAAAGGUGGAAAUACUGAGAAAUACAUAAAUAACAAGCUUAAUUUUGAUGCAUGGGCCAUGAAGAGAAACAAAAAUAUUUCAAAAAAAAAUAUACCAUUUUUAUAA